Messenger RNA from Labrus mixtus (cuckoo wrasse), 1209 nucleotides. It is a transcript of the gene saxo2, whose product is annotated as stabilizer of axonemal microtubules 2. The transcript has 3 exons. NCBI's taxonomy places the organism in Eukaryota, Metazoa, Chordata, Actinopteri, Labriformes, Labridae. The record is from RefSeq and is a predicted model, not a curated record. The coding region runs from base 9 to 1109 and encodes 366 amino acids.
GGGCCCUCAUGACCACUGAGUAUCAAGAAGGGUACCGUCACCCUCACUGCUACAAGGCCAUGGUCACAACCACCAUGCAGAAACACCCGUACCAUGCACUGAAGGGGACGGCUGCGGAUGUGACCACCUGUAGAACUUUCUAUUUGGCCCACAAGGUGAUAAAAACUCCACCCAAGCCCCCAGAACCACCGCUGCCGCCAAAAGAAAAACAGAGAACUGCCAGUGCUCCAGACCGUUCUUUAUGCUUUGGAAACAAACAAAGAGCGUCCUCAGUAGAGGACUACAAGACCGUGUACCAGAAAAACAACAAAUACAUUGUACAUCAUGUUCCAAAUCCAUUUUCACUGCUCUUGCUUCCAGAUGAUUUCAGAGAGUGGAAAGUCGCCAAACGUCAGCCCUUUAAGCUCAAUGACAGCCUGAAGGUCAGCCAAGGGCUAUUGGUCACGAGCACUACUCCCAAAGAAGGUUCCUUUAAGAAAGGCCCCGUUUGUGUAGCCGCCGACUCCAAGCCAGACAGAGACAUGGGAAAGUCACAGCCAUUUGAACGCAUGACCAGCUACAGGUGUGACUACGUCACCCAUUCACCACAGGCCAAGGUUCAGAGUUUGAAACCUGCAAAUCGAAUCUAUGAAAACAUUCUAUCAGAGCCCGAGGCCAAAAAGACCAGUCCAUCGUCGGAUCGCGAGGAAUUCCUGUCCACGACACACGCGGACUACAAAGGACACCAGUGUCCACGCGCCAAACCGGUCCUCCCAACUCUGCAAAACUUUGUGAAAAGCAAGGAGCCGCUGGAGACAACGACCACCAUGAGGGCAGACUUUAAAGUCUGGAACAAAGCAAGAAUCUCCCAACCUUUAACAAAGAAAAAGCAGAACGCGCCGCAGAAGUCCACCGCCUCCGUGUGCUCAUGUGAGCCAGCACAGAUCUGCAAAAACGACCGAAAGCCUUUGAGCCCUCAAUCUAAACCGUGCGAGACUAGAGUGUGUAACUCCAACUAUCCUGUCACCAAGGAAACUCCAACUCCUGCUCACAGUGGAUUUUCUUCCGGCUAUGAAUGCAUCUCCAACGGGACUGAAGAAUCCAGGAGGUUCUGGCUGCAUGGUUUCUAGAAGUUUUUCUUGAGAUCAGGUGGAUUCCUGGCCGUUGCUGCCACUCUUACCUCAGGUAGUUUCUGCCAUUAACAACAAUAAAAGCCAUAAAUGAAGCUAA